AGACGUUUUCCGGCCGACCGGCUGAGGCGGGAGGCCGCGGCCGGAGGUGCGAGAGCGUCACGGCGUGCAGCGGAGGGUCGUGGCGGAGGACCGCGGUGCGUGGGUCGCGAUGCCCGGCGUGAAGCUGACUACGCAGGCCUACUGCAAGAUGGUGCUCCACGGCGCCAAGUACCCGCACUGCGCCGUCAACGGGCUCCUGGUGGCCGAGAGGCAGAGGCCGCGCAAGGAGCAUCCUCCCGGAGCGGGCAGCCACACGCUCUUCGUGGACUGCAUCCCGCUCUUCCACGGCACGCUGGCUCUGACGCCCAUGCUGGAGGUGGCGCUCACCCUGAUUGACUCGUGGUGCAAAGACAACAGCUAUGUGAUCGCUGGCUAUUACCAAGCUAAUGAGCGUGUGAAGGAUGCCAGCCCAAACCAGGUGGCAGAAAAGGUGGCCUCCAGGAUCGCAGAGGGCUUCGGUGAUGCCGCACUCAUCAUGGUGGACAAUGCCAAGUUCACGAUGGACUGCGCAGCGCCCACGAUCCACGUGUACGAGCAGCACGAGAACAGGUGGCGGUGCAGAGACCCACACCACGACUACUGUGAAGAUUGGCCGGAGGCACAGAGGAUCUCAGCUUCACUCCUGGACAGCCGCUCCUACGAAACACUCGUGGAUUUUGAUAAUCAUCUGGACGACAUUCGGAGCGACUGGACAAACCCGGAGAUCAACAAAGCAGUUCUGCACCUGUGCUAGACAAGGACCACACUACAGCGAAGACGGAAGCAUAUUUUUACAUUUAUAGAGGAAUAGUAGGUUAGCCGGAAGGGAAGCUGCAAGUGUGCCUUGGAGGGGGUGCGGUCGGCAUCCUUCAGGGCGGGGCUGUGGAGAACUGUGGGUCGCCUAGGCUUUGGUUUCUUAGUCCUGUACUGCCCGAUCCCGCCCGUCAGCUCUUUCUGCUUGUGCCAGGUCAUUCCCAUUAAACAGUUCUAUCUAGCCUUUUGUAAUCCUGAGAAGUGUACACGGUGUACCUUACUCUUUACUCUGGUGAGUGUGUGGGGCUUCUCAGCCUAAGCCCGCGCCAGGCAUCCUGAAAUACUGGGGCAGCCAGCAUCUGAGCAGCCAAGCAGAUGUGGGGCUGGAGCUGCACUACUUCACAGGCCGCACCGUGGGAUUAGACAGCACUGUUGCCUGAGAAACCUCGCUGCACAGUGAGCACAGCACACUGGUGACAAGAGCAGAGGUCCCAAGAGAAGCCAAGGCCACGAACAUUCCCAAAGCCAGUUCCUCCUGACUCCGCUACUCCACAUCUUCAGAGUGAGAGCUGCUUUGUGUUUAAAAUGGGGGGGAGGGGUGAGCUUAACCCCCCACGAUGUCCCAAGCAGUGUCCUUGUUAGCUUGGAUCAUUUGACCAUCUUAGGAAAUAGCAUGCAGGCUCUUUGGUACAUUGUACAUUGUCCUUUGUGAAUGCUCUACAGGGAGAACCGUGCCAUUUCUUGGGCUUCGUGAAGCUGCUAACAGCGUUCCCUGUGUUCUUACUAAGUGGGGAAGCCAGGGUCUCCUUAGUGAGUGGACUCUGAGUGUGCUUUCUGCCCUGUAUUCGACAUUUUGCUCUUGUCUUUUGUUUGCUGGUUGGCUUUUGUUGUUGUUUGGAGGAAGUGUUUAGUUUUGUUUGGUUAAGAAUAUCCCUUUAUGAUCGUGCUUGGCGUGGUGUUCACUAGGAAGGAGCCUGGCCUUGGCCAGGCAGUGGUCCCUCAGCCUUUGCUUCUUAAGUACGUUGAUCCCCACCCCUCCAACACCCCUGAGCCUUCUAAACUGACUUCCUCUGUGUGGGAACACAGGACCUGUUCUGAAAAAAACUAACUUGUCAAAGCACUCUUGCCUAGCUUUGACUCCUGCCUUGUGUUCAGGGAGGCUGCUCUACAGUGUGGCUAGCAAGUGGUCCUAAUGGAGCAGAACCCAGGGCCUCGCCCAGGAGAAACCACCUAUACUCGGGCGGACCUUGUAACCUCUCUCCAGCACCUGCCCUUUGUCCUGGUUAUAUUUCUGUUGCUCUGAUGAGGCACCAAAACUACUGUGGAGAGGGAAUGGUUCAUUUCACCUUAUAACUCAGAUGGAAGGGGAGGCGGCUGGAGGCAGGAACUGAAGCAGAGGUCACAGAGGGGCUGCUUACUGUCCUGAUCUCCAUGGCCUGUUCAGCCGGCUUCCUUAUGUAACUCAGGACCACAGUCAAGGGCAACAGUUCCUUAAUUGAUAGUCCCUCUUCUUUGUGUCAAGUUGGCAAAAACUAACUAGCAUUGUAUUAGGGCUCUCAGACUGACAGAAUGGGGAGAAGGGGAUGACAGCAUUUAUUAGUCACAGGCUGUGGUCCAAUUAUCCCAGCAACAGCUGUCUCCCAUUGGGUAGUCCAAGAUUUCCCUGUUGAGUCUGCAAGUCCCUGUCUCAGCUGGUCUUAAGUAUAUGCACAGCGUAUAUGCACAGCGUGGGCUCCAGUGCAGUGGUGUUAGAGGGAUGGAGUUGCCAGUGAGCAAGGGUGAGCAGGCAUGGGUGAGCAGAAGGUGUGGCCAGGCUCAAGCUGGGGUUUUCCAACUCGGAUCCAGUCAAGAAAAAUCCCUCACAGGUGUGCCCAGCAGCUUGGGGUGUAGUUAGUUAAUUCCAUAUAAUGUAAUAUAGUGAUUCCAAGUCGUACAGUCAAGUUAACGACCAAGAAUAGCUAUCACAGACGUCAUUAUUAAGCCAUAGCCUUUCUUGUUUAUCUCCCAACUUGCUUCUGGUCAGUGUUUAGCCCAACAAUAGAAACUAAACUAGGACUUCAUUAACAAGUGCGCAUGCAGUACAAACUCAAAUACAAACUUUUUAAACAUUCCAAAAAACUAGGAUUUUGAAGGUCAGGAUUUUGAAGGUCCCACCAUAAAGCAAUAAUGAAGAGAGAGACUGUCUAGCCAGCUUUAAAAUCGCGGUGUCUGUGUAUCACUUUAAAAACAUUUAAUGAGCUGGGUGGUGGUGGCGCAUGCCUUUAAUCCUAGCACUUGGGAGGCAGAGGCAGGUGAAUUUCUGAGUUAGAGGUCAGCCUGGUCUACAUAGUGAAUUCCAGGACAGCCGGGGCUAUACAGAGAAACCCUGUCUCGAAAAAACCGGGAAAAAAAAAAACCAUUUAAUGAAUUUUCCACUUAAUUUUUGUUUUGUAGCCUUGGCUGGUCUAGAACUUGGUGUGUAGACCAGGCCUCCUGGGCCUGGGAUUCAAGCAGCUUUUCACUUCUAGGAUUGCCUUUCAUGAUGGGGGCUAGAGAGCCGGCUCAGCGGUUGAGAGAGCUUGCUGCUCUUGCAAGGUCAAAUUCCUGACUCCAACAUGACAGCUCACAACUGUCUGAACCCUUCACUGGUACCAGGCACCAUGGGGUGCACAGAGAGAUACAUGCAGGCAAAAACACCCAUACACGAAGAAUAAAUCCAAGACUUUUUUUUUUUAAUUGCCUUUAAGAAUUAAGGCUACUAAGCCAGGCUUGGUGAUACUUGCCUUUCAUCUCGGCACUCUAGAAGCAGGGAGAUGUUGUUCAGUUCGGCUUGGUCUACACAGUUCCAGGACAGCUGGGGUUAUAUAGAGAGACUCUGCUGAUAAGUAAAUAUUUAAGGAUACUAGCCAAGCAUGGUGGCAUAUACCAAUGAUCCUAGCGCUCAGGCUGAGACAGUAGAAUUGCCACAAGUGUGGCCAGCCUGGGCUACAUUGAGUCCCAAGACAACCUGAGGCUAGAAUGAGGACCUGUCUCAAAACAACAGGAAAUAAUACCAAAGGAUACUAAUAUGGUAAGACAGGCAACAGCCUCUUCGGGAACCAAGUGGAGAGCUGCUUAGGAGAAGCUGAUUUUGCUAAUUUGUGUGGGGUACUUAGGGGUGUGUGGGGUGCUGACCAGCCUAAGUGUGUGUGCCUGGUGCCCGUGGAUUAGAAAGCAGCUUGGAAGUCCUGGGAAAGUCUGUACGGCCAGCAGGAUGGCCCAGCAGAUGAAGCCACCUUAAGACCCACAUGUGAGAGUGCACAGGUCCUCCACACGUGCACUGUGACGCACGGUUGAUAAAUAAAUGUUAUUUUUGAAAGCCUCUGUAUAAUCAACAUCAUGUAUUCCAGGAGCUUAUUUUUGAUGUCUGGAGAAACCUGUUGUUUCUGUAUGAUACUUCCCACUUAUCUCGGGUUAGGCGGGAAGCUCAAUAGCAGGGGUCCGGCAAGCUCUAAGGCGAAGGCAUGAAUUAAGUGGCUUGGUGGGGGCAGGGUGUGAGAAUAUCUGUGGUGUGUGUUUUGGGGGGCCAGCUGUGAGAGUAUCUGGUGUGUGAGUGUGGUUGUGGGGGAGGUUGUGGUGCUAGAGGUUGAACUAGGACCUCAUAUAUGUUCAGUGAACACUAUACCCUGUGAUAUAUUCAUCCUCAGGCAUUGUGUGUGCUUGUGAUCUCCUCAGCAAGACCUGUGUCGUCCAUCACAGCUGUUUCUGAGAGCGUCCAUCUCCGAGGCUCUCUGUUAUCUGCCCCUGGGAGGGAUCUGGGCAAUUCUGAGUUGGAUGCAAUCUUGGACCCUCCUAGGUUCCCCAACUAGGCCCCUUAAGGGAAAUGGCUUAGAAACCUGCCAACUGAUGCCAACAGCCACACACACACCACAGCAGUCCAGAAUGGGUUGGGUGAGCCCCAUUUGCUACACUGUAGUUCUGUGGCCCAGGGCAUGUUUCUGUCCACAACCCUCCAAUAACACCCACUGGCAGGGCCAUGCACAGCAAAGAACAUGCUCACAGUGGGGGUAUAUUCAGGUGAUACUGAGAAAGCUUUUAGAUGCUAAUUAACAUCUAGAAUGUAUUGCUGGUUCGGUCAGAUGCAUUCUGAGGGCACCAGGCCAUGACAAUAUGUAUCGAAAGGCAAAGUGAAUAAAACAUUCAACUGCUGGCACAGCU
Molecule: messenger RNA, 4908 nt
Organism: Mus musculus (house mouse)
Lineage: Eukaryota; Metazoa; Chordata; Mammalia; Rodentia; Muridae
Gene: Emc8
Product: ER membrane protein complex subunit 8
Exons: 5
Coding region: 110-733 (207 amino acids)
Cellular component (GO): endoplasmic reticulum membrane; EMC complex
Source: RefSeq, marked validated